This is a messenger RNA of Ilyonectria robusta, 1045 nucleotides long. RefSeq lists its product as uncharacterized. Gene Ontology annotation, cellular component: membrane. Gene Ontology annotation, biological process: mitochondrial electron transport, succinate to ubiquinone; tricarboxylic acid cycle. NCBI's taxonomy places the organism in Eukaryota, Fungi, Ascomycota, Sordariomycetes, Hypocreales, Nectriaceae. The coding region runs from base 109 to 672 and encodes 187 amino acids. Gene Ontology annotation, molecular function: succinate dehydrogenase activity; electron transfer activity. The transcript is spliced from 3 exons. The record is from RefSeq and is a predicted model, not a curated record.
ACAUCUUGCGCCCUCAUCCCGACGACUCCAACGACGGACGACGACGACUUCGCCGCUGAACGACAAAGUGGAAUUCGCCGCCCUCGAUCCAAUUCCCCGACCGUCACGAUGAUCGCUCAACGAGUUGGCGUCGCCGCCCUCCGCCGAGGCGCGGCCAAGCCUUUCUUCGCCCAGACCCUGCCCAAGGUCGCUCUGGCAGCUGGCAUGUCGACGACUCCCACCCGACCCGCCGCCGCCACCAACAAGCUCAGCCUCGAGGAGGGCCAGCAGGUCCUUGUCAACCAGCGCCUGAACCGUCCCAUCUCCCCCCACCUGGGCAUCUACAAGAUGGAGCAGACCUGGUUCGGCGCAUCUGCCUGGACCCGUAUCACCGGCUGCACCCUCUCCGGCGCCAUGUACGCCUACAUGGCCGCGUACGUCGCCGCUCCCCUGGUCGGCCUGCAUAUCGAGAGCGCCAGCGUCGCCGCCGCUUUCGGCAGCCUGCCGUUUGCCGUCAAGGGCGGUCUCAAGUUCGCCCUUGGCUUCCCCUUCGCCUUCCACUUCUUCAGCGGCGUGAAGCAUCUGGCCUACGACAUGGGCAAGGGCUUCGCCAAGUCUUUCGUCAUCAAGUCCGAAAAGAUCCUCUGGGGUGCCAGCAUUGUUGGUGGAUUGAUUCUCGCUUUCUUUGUGUAAAACCUAUAAACUGGAUGGGAGGGAACAAUGGUGAAUUAGAUACCAUGGGUCAACAUAAUUGACAAGCGACGAUGUUCAGAACGAAAGGCUGUUCAGUUCCUCAUCCAGUCCGAUGCAGCUGCGCAGCUUGUAAAACAUUCUGUGUAUUUACCAAAUUCUUUUAUUUUAUCUGUCAUCGUGUCAAUGCCAAAACGCAAAAUGAAAGGCUCGCUCCAGAUCCCACUCACCUAUUCACAGUUAAUCCGAAGUAAUCGAAUUGCAACAGCCAUGCACUUAACUGUCGGCCCAUCUGUCAUAACGCGGAGUUGCUCUCUUGAACUCCAUACCACCAAUUACUCUCUGGAGAAAAGAAAUUGAUAUCCUUUGACGACCC